ACGAAUCACUAUCUCACUGUUCUAGAGAGAGAGGGUUGGUCGUGGUGGCGGCGCGGCGGCGUGGGGCUGAGGAAGGGGAGAAGAGGGGGUAGGGUAGAGAGAGAAAGUUGAGAGAGAGGGUGGGGGAGGGAGAGAUGUCAGACCUAGACCGGCAAAUAGAACAGCUGAAGAAGUGCGAGCCUCUCAAAGAGUCGGAGGUGAAGGCUCUCUGCCUCAAAGCCAUGGAAAUCCUCGUCGAAGAGAGCAACGUUCAGAGAGUCGAUGCUCCUGUCACUAUAUGCGGUGACAUCCAUGGGCAGUUUUAUGACAUGAAAGAGCUUUUCAAAGUAGGAGGUGAUUGCCCGAAGACCAACUACUUGUUUCUUGGAGAUUUUGUUGACAGAGGAUUUUAUUCUGUUGAGACAUUUCUACUCCUACUUGCCCUGAAGGUUAGAUAUCCAGAUCGGAUAACUCUUAUUAGAGGAAACCACGAGAGUCGUCAGAUCACACAGGUGUAUGGAUUCUACGAUGAAUGUCUACGAAAGUAUGGAUCCGUCAAUGUUUGGAGAUAUUGCACAGAUAUAUUUGAUUAUCUGAGUCUGUCAGCUCUCAUUGAAAAUAAGAUUUUCAGCGUACAUGGUGGUCUCUCUCCUGCCAUUACAACUCUGGAUCAGAUACGAACAAUUGAUAGGAAGCAAGAAGUACCUCAUGAUGGUGGCAUGUGCGACCUACUAUGGUCAGAUCCUGAAGAUAUCGUGGACGGUUGGGGUUUAAGUCCGCGUGGUGCUGGCUUCCUCUUUGGUGGCAGUGUUGUUACUUCAUUUAACCAUGCAAACAACAUUGACUAUAUAUGUCGUGCCCAUCAGUUGGUAAUGGAGGGGUAUAAAUGGAUGUUUAAUAACCAGAUAGUAACUGUCUGGUCAGCACCAAAUUACUGUUACAGAUGUGGUAAUGUAGCUGCAAUUCUUGAGCUGGAUGAAAAUCUUAACAAGCAGUUUCGUGUUUUUGAUGCUGCCCCACAGGAAUCAAGAGGGGCGCCUGCCAAGAAACCUGCACCAGACUACUUUCUCUGAGAUUUGUUAAGCUUGCCUGUUAUUAUCCAAGAGCCUAAUUCGUGAACAAUCUAUGCAGACCCAAGCUGGAUGGAGAAUGUCUCACGUGGAAAACAAAAAUUUACGGGUGAGCGUUUGUGUUUGACUCCUCCAACGACCGGAGAAGGCUGUUCUUUUCUGUUCGUCGCCGGUUUGGAUUGUUGGGUUUGCUCUUCUUGUAUGCCUGCUGCUUCUACCAUUUUUCAUUUGGUAUUUGUAAGAGUAGUGUGCAUUGGCUAGCCUGUCGUACGAAUUAUUGAAUCAUUUUCCUUGUGAUUGUCAGAGCAGGGAGAAACAAAGGGUCUCGGAAACAGACGCUUUUGCUUCUAUCCGUUGGAACUGAAUAGAAAGAUUUGAUUGAAUUAGGGACAAAGGGUAAACAGUUACUUUUGUCCUCGUGGGCAAUAAAAGCUCUCUAUUAUUA
Pyrus x bretschneideri (Chinese white pear) is the source of this 1494-nucleotide messenger RNA. Its product is annotated as serine/threonine-protein phosphatase PP-X isozyme 2. Bases 135 to 1052 code for a protein of 305 amino acids. NCBI's taxonomy places the organism in Eukaryota, Viridiplantae, Streptophyta, Magnoliopsida, Rosales, Rosaceae. The transcript is spliced from 8 exons. Gene Ontology annotation, molecular function: protein serine/threonine phosphatase activity. The record is from RefSeq and is a predicted model, not a curated record. Gene Ontology annotation, cellular component: cytoplasm; nucleus. Gene Ontology annotation, biological process: peptidyl-serine dephosphorylation; double-strand break repair via homologous recombination.